Molecule: messenger RNA, 613 nt
Organism: Drosophila mauritiana
Lineage: Eukaryota; Metazoa; Arthropoda; Insecta; Diptera; Drosophilidae
Gene: mRpL23
Product: 39S ribosomal protein L23, mitochondrial
Exons: 2
Coding region: 83-535 (150 amino acids)
Biological process (GO): mitochondrial translation
Cellular component (GO): mitochondrial large ribosomal subunit; ribosome
Molecular function (GO): structural constituent of ribosome
Source: RefSeq, a predicted model, not a curated record
UUUUUUAGUGCAUUUCAUAAACGCACAACAAUUAAUUUAAUUUUUGUAUUCUUGAAUUAGAAUUUAAGAUUAGUGAACAAUUAUGUCCACGAGGUGGUAUCCCAUCUACCAGCGCGGCAAUCCGCAGCUGCGCGUUUUCCUGCCCAACUUCUGGAUGAAGCUAAUCCGACCCACGGAGGAACAGCCGCCCAAUGUGGUCACCUUUUCGGUGUCCAUGGAGAUGACCAAGUACGAUGUGCGCAGCUAUCUGGAGAAGAUCUACAAGCUGCCGGUGGUGGAUGUGCGUACUCGAAUUGCCAUGGGCGAGACCAAGAAGGAUCAGACCUACGGCUACAUCACCAAAAAAGACGACGUGAAGCUGGCUUAUGUAACAUUGCCCAGGGAGGAGUCCUUUGUCUUCCCCGACUUCUUUUCCGAAAAGGCCGAGAAGCAGGCCAAGGAGGAAAAGUCGCUGGAUGAAUCGAAAGCCGGCUUCCGCAGAUUUCUGGACAGGAACAAGAAACGACCCGGCACUCCGGGCUGGUUUUCCAUUUAGUUUUUAGUCUGUAAUCUUAGUACUUUUCUUUUCAACGGGUAAAUAAACAUUUAUUUCGAAAGUCCGAAUUAACCUAAA